AUGGACUGUGCAAGUGAUGUUAGCUCUAUUCAUUCCGCCGACCCAUCCGAAUGCUCGUUCGCCGAUGGUACCCUGAAAGGGGAACAACAACGAAUCAUAGAUCUAUUGAAGGGGCAGUCAUUUACAAUACCAUAUCUCUCUAAAGCUUUCCCCGGAUGGUAUGUUGGUAUCAACCAACAUUAUGAAAAAAUCCACGCAGAAGAGAGCACGUUUCUCGAUAAAUGGGUGGAAAGAGAAAACCUCCGGGAGAUGGCCAAAAAGGUUAACCUGACACUUUGUAUUGCGUGCUUCUUUCCGCGCACGACGGAGGAAAGAUUGCAAAUUUUGUUUGAGAAAAUGGCUUGGUUCUUUGCAUUCGACGAUGAUGCAGAUAGCUUUCUUCGAGCGGAUGAAUUCGCAGAUCAACAGGUUGUCCCAUUCUUAAAAUAUUGGAUUAACCCGGAGCGAAGCGGUCCAGAGCCAAUUGUCCUUCCAUGCUGCUACAUCUAUCGAAGUUGUGGUCCGAAACUCGCGGUGGGAUGGUCAGAAGCCUCAAAAGAGCAGUUUAUGGACACCACAAUCGAAUAUGUCAACUGCCUUUUUGAGGUCAGCAAACAGCGAGAAACAUACCUACCUUCUAUAGAAGAGUAUAUAGAGGGGAGGAUCAUCAAUAUUGGAGUCUAUCCAACCCUUGAUUUGAUCCCCUUUGCCAGCGGCAUAGAAAUACCUCAAGAGACCUUAAGGCACGAGGCUGUUCAGACGAUCCGAUACCAUGUGGUCCGAAUAGUUUCUCUCACCAAUGACUUGUUCUCAAUCAGAAAAGAAAUUAAAGAUAACCAAUUCGACAAUAUACUGCCACUUCUUGUGAUGCGCAGAGGGAUGACUAUGCAAGAGGCAGCUGAUUACACUGUGGAGCUCAUUAAAGAAUCUUAUCAUAUCGUCAACGAGGCGCAAAAGCGCCUACCUGCUCUAGAAGGGAAAGCUAAGGACGACCUUGCAGAAUAUAUCGAGCAGUGCAAAGACCAAGCCACAGGUAGUGUUUGGUUUCAUGAGCUGUCACCGCGGUACCUCGGUCAGGGAGCAUACGGGGAACAAGAAAUCCGUGUCCAACUUUGA
Paracoccidioides brasiliensis Pb18 is the source of this 1095-nucleotide messenger RNA. RefSeq lists its product as uncharacterized. Bases 1 to 1095 code for a protein of 364 amino acids. The record is from RefSeq and is a predicted model, not a curated record. The transcript has 9 exons.